Molecule: messenger RNA, 1310 nt
Organism: Agrilus planipennis (emerald ash borer)
Lineage: Eukaryota; Metazoa; Arthropoda; Insecta; Coleoptera; Buprestidae
Product: CRAL-TRIO domain-containing protein C3H8.02
Exons: 4
Coding region: 274-942 (222 amino acids)
Source: RefSeq, a predicted model, not a curated record
AAAAUAUACCAUUGUUAAUUUUAACUAAUAUCUCUUUACAUUUAAAAAGUCAUUUGUAGGUAGAUUAAUUUUAAAUAUUUGAAUAAAAUGAUCCGGACACAUUAAAGGCUUAGUACAUAGAUGCUUAGUAUUAUUCAAGUGGCCAACAGAUAAGAUAUAAAGAUAAAAGAUAUUUGGUUAAGAUAUAAGAGGUUAUGUUUAUUGUAUUCAUUUAAAUUUGUUAUUGCAAAAUGAAUUAUAUUUGCUACUGUUAAAUAUUGUUGUGUUGUAAAAAUGUCGGUUAUUAAAGAAGAAGAUGUACAGGAGCUAAAGUCUCGUAUGAAAUUAAUAUCAGAAGCAGACCCUUCACAAUACCAUAAUGAAUUUUCAAUAAGACGAUAUUUAAAGGCAUUUAAAACUACUGAUGCAGCCUUUCAGGGAAUUUUAAAGACAAAUAAAUGGAGAAAGGAAUACGGUGUAGACCAAUUAACAAAUGAAACCCCUACUGUUGUCAGCAACAUGAAAGCUAAUAAAGCCAGAGUGUUAAGACAUCGUGAUUUACAAGGAAGGCCCAUUAUUUAUAUUCCUGUAAAAUAUCACAGUUCUACAGACAGAGAUAUUGAUGAAUUGACAAAAUUUAUUGUUUUCUGCUUGGAAGAGGCAAGUAAAAAAUGUUUUGAAGAGGUUAUUGACAAUUUUUGCAUUAUAUUUGAUCUGAAAGACUUUAACCUGGGAUGCAUGGAUUACCAAGUUUUAAAAAACUUAAUAUGGUUAUUUAGUCGUCAUUAUCCUGAAAGAUUAGGAGUUUGUUUAAUUUUAAACUCUUCAGCUGUAUUUUCAGGGUGUUGGGCCAUCAUAAAAGGAUGGCUAGAUGAAAACACAGCAAAUAAAGUAAAAUUUAUUGGCUCUGAAAUGGAACUGUGCAGUUACCUAAUACCCGAUGUUCUUCCAGUCGAUAUCUAACAAGUGAACCAAAAAUGUUUAUUGAUAAUCUUCUUCCUAUACUUGUCUUUUUAACAUUUUAAGGAAAAUAUGUAAAUAUGUAAUGACAAGAAAAUUAGAAUAUUAUGUAUGUUAAAAAUGUGCUCUCUUACUCUUAACGAAAGAUAUUUGCCUUUUAAACAGUAUCUUAAACUCCUAAUUUUACGUUUUUGUUUACAGAAGUAUAUAUACAUUUCAUGUUCAUGCAGACAAAUUUACUCUUGAAAUUAUAAAAAGAAUAUUCCGUUAUAUUCUCUCCUUCCUGUUAAUUAUUAGAGCACAUUUCUCAUCCAUAUAUUAUGAAUAAGUUCAUUUACUUAUUUCCAAUAUAUAAUAUUCACAAAAAAGUA